Molecule: messenger RNA, 900 nt
Organism: Sitophilus oryzae (rice weevil)
Lineage: Eukaryota; Metazoa; Arthropoda; Insecta; Coleoptera; Curculionidae
Exons: 4
Coding region: 113-841 (242 amino acids)
Source: RefSeq, a predicted model, not a curated record
AUCAACGUCAGUGUUCUGACACCUUCAAAAUAUGCCAGAAUAAUAAGGAACAUUUCCAAGACUCACCUAUCUACCCACAUCAGUACAAAUCAAAAUUUUAGAUGAUACAAUCAUGGUCUCCAGCAAUCUAGAGUUGCCCUUCUUUCCCCAAUACGAACUGGAAAGUGUUUAUGAUGAUACUAUUAGCGUGAUGUGGUUCGAAACGAAAUUCUCCCAGUCCCAUUACAAUGUCCAUAACAAGACGAAUGGAAGCAACGCUUGCACGUUAAUUGUGGUACUUAUAGCCGCCAAGUGUCAUGCCACGAAAGUUCUAAUCAAUGAACCAGAAUGUGGGACUAACAAAAAACUGAUCUACCUAUUGGCUACCAGUAUGUUAGAAGGAAAUAAGAUUCAUGAAGAACUGAAGGUGAAGAAAUUACUGAAACACUUAAAUCUCAAUGUUCCAGAGGCACUUAAAUAUACAGAAGACCAAACUUUUAAUUUGGUUGAGUGGAGAAGUUCAAUCUAUAUGCAACGAUUAUCCAGGUCCCUAUGUGAAAAUAUAAAAGUGCAUUAUCUUGAAUGGCUCAAGAUAAACAAUAAACCUGACAGAGAUCUGUAUGUCAUUCUCAUAGCGGAUUCAAGGACAGUCCUGUUUCUGUUUCAACAUAGAACCCAGACAGUGACUUUGUUUGACUCCCAUCAACAUUCCAUGGAAAAGGGAGCGUUUAUAGCCGUGACGAAUCGCUCCAAACUGAAACAUCUUUGUCACUGGUUUAAAGACGUUGUCUUAACGUGUUAUAACUCUGAUCCAAAAUUAUACGAGCUGUCGUUUUUAUAUUUUAAAAACAAUAAAAGCUAACAUGUUAUUUAUCAACUUGUAAGUCUACAUUUUGUCAUUUUCAUCUACUUAUAUAAUAU